Molecule: messenger RNA, 576 nt
Organism: Nelumbo nucifera (sacred lotus)
Lineage: Eukaryota; Viridiplantae; Streptophyta; Magnoliopsida; Proteales; Nelumbonaceae
Source: RefSeq, a predicted model, not a curated record
AUGUCUUCCAGUUCAAUCAAUCAAAUCAACUUUGGAGCAUCGGGGAAUCACAUUCCUCAGUUGAUUUUAGUACGGUUGGAUGGUUCCAACUAUAUUGUAUGGCGUUUUCAGGUUGAAAAUGCCCUUCUGAGCCAUGAGCUCCUCGGCUAUGUCAAUGGGACAAACCCUUGUCCAUCUCGCUCGAUGACAGAACCCUACACACAAUGGGUUAAGCAGGAUCAUUAUAUUUUCAGCUGGUUGUUAUCCUCUCUAACAAAAACAGCCCUGGCGCAAGUCGUGGGAAGCAAAACUAGCAAGGAUGUUUGGGAAACCCUUAAGAGUCUCUAUUCUCCUCGAGGAAUAGCUAGUUUCAUUGGCCUCAGAAACGAACUCGACGCACUGCGAAAGAAUGAUCUUUCCAUGACCGCCUAUCUGCAAAAACUCAAGGUGCUUGGUGACAAACUCGCCACAAUUGGAGAACCUCUAACAAAUUCACAGCUGAUUCAUCAUGUCCUCAAUGGUAUCAGUCCAGACUAUGAUGCUUUCUCUAUAGCUAUCAUUACUCGCACAGAUGAGUUAUCAUUUGCUAGCUUAUAA